AUGUACUCCCGACGAGUCUCCAAGAUUGCCCGGAGCUGCUCUGAUGGUGACGUGAAGGUGUUCUGUCAGGAGCACAAAAAGCUCGACAUGGCUCGUUACAAAUGCCCUUUUGAUGGGAAGAACCACCAGAAACGACAAGGAAUAGACGAGGCGAAGUACAUUGCUCACGCCCGCUUUGCAUGUACCGGUAGCAUCAACGGCGACAGUGACGACAACCGGCGCGGCAUUGUCAACGAAGAUUCAGAGAUCCACGGGGCCCCUAUAGAAGAAGAACGGAGCCACAACGAGUUGGAGGCUGUCGCUGAGCAGACAAACGCCAACGAUGGUGCAGCGGAUGCUGACAUCGAGAUGGCGGACAGCGCUGAGUGUUUCAACGAAACUGCUGCUGGCAAUGAUCAUGGGUUCGCGGGAGAGCAACUGUCAACGGGAGACGACAGCGCUUGGGACGAAAGCUGGUCGCGAAUCUCCGACAUUGGUGAUUUGGUCCUUGAUAGUCCUGAUGAUCCCUGGGGUGGUUUUGACGGGAGCGAGGCGUUCAGCUUUGUUUGCGUGGACGGUGCUUCAGCGGACGAAAAAUAG
Seminavis robusta is the source of this 579-nucleotide messenger RNA. Lineage: Eukaryota; Bacillariophyta; Bacillariophyceae; Naviculales; Naviculaceae. The record is from the annotation of a GenBank genome assembly.